Messenger RNA from Triplophysa rosa, 2113 nucleotides. RefSeq names its product THO complex 1 (gene thoc1). Gene Ontology annotation, cellular component: THO complex part of transcription export complex. The transcript is spliced from 21 exons. Bases 26 to 1996 code for a protein of 656 amino acids. Gene Ontology annotation, biological process: regulation of DNA-templated transcription elongation; signal transduction; mRNA export from nucleus. Gene Ontology annotation, molecular function: protein binding. The record is from RefSeq and is a predicted model, not a curated record. Lineage: Eukaryota; Metazoa; Chordata; Actinopteri; Cypriniformes; Nemacheilidae.
UCAGACGGACAAAGCGCCAGUAAAGAUGUCGCCGCCGGUCCUAUUUAACUUUACUGAGGCCAGAGAUAAAUUUACGGCUGCCACCAAAAGUGCUGUGGAUAUCAGGAACUGUAAACCCCUGACCAGCGCUUUCAGUCAUCUGCCUGGAAAUGAAACAGAGAAGAAAAGCACUCUUGAUCAGGCUCUACGUGGAGUCCUUGAAGAGCAGAUAGUUCAGCAGAAAGUGAAUGUUGAGGAUUUCCUUUCUCUGAUCUACAUCAGUAUUGACUGUGUGACUGAAGGCAUCUGCUCUGCUACCUCUCCCUUUCUAUUGCUGGGUGAUGUUCUGGACUGUCUUCCGCUGGACCAAUGUGACAAAAUUUUCUGCUUUGUUGAAGAAAAAGUCUCUACAUGGAAGUCUAAUACUUUUUACUCUGCGGGGAAAAACUACUUGUUAAGAAUGUGUAAUGAUCUCCUCAGAAGACUCUCUAAGACACAGAAUACAGUAUUUUGCGGACGGAUCCAGCUGUUUUUAGCACGUCUCUUCCCUCUGUCUGAAAAAUCUGGACUAAACUUACAGAGUCAAUUCAACCUGGACAACAUUACUGUGUUUAACAAAAAUGAACAGGAGAGCACACUUGGAAUGCCGCAUGCAGACGUGAAGGAGGAUGGGAUGGAGGUAGAGGAAGGGGAGAUGGGUGAUGAAGAUGCACCUGCACCCUGUUCCAUUCCUAUUGACUACAACCUGUACAGAAAGUUCUGGACACUCCAGGACUAUUUUAGGAACCCCCUACAAUGCUACGACAAAUUCUCAUGGAUGACUUUUCUUAAAUACUCAGAUGAGACGCUAGCCGUGUUUAAGAGCUAUAAACUGGAUGACAUGCAGGCGUCUAAGAGAAAGCUGGAGGAGAUGAGGACUGCUGCAGGCGAUCACGUCUACUUCGCCAAGUUUCUAACCAGUGAGAAGUUGAUGGAUCUUCAGCUGAGCGACAGCAAUUUCAGACGACACGUUCUGCUUCAAUACCUCAUUCUCUUCCAGUACCUCAAGGGUCAGGUCAAGUUCAAGAGCAGUUCCAGUUGUGUUUUGAAUGAUGACCAGUCUUUGUGGAUUGAGGACACAACCAAACUUGUCUAUCAGCUACUAAGAGAAACUCCUCCAGAUGGUGACAAGUUUGCGUCUAUGGUUGAGCACAUUCUGAACACAGAAGAAAACUGGAACUCAUGGAAGAAUGAGGGCUGCCCAAGUUUUGUAAAAGAAAGACCGGCAGAGACCAAACCCAUCCGGCCCAGUAGAAAGAGACCAGCGCCAGAGGACUUUCUGGGGAAAGGCCCUGAUCGUAAGAUCCUCAUGGGAAAUGAGGAGCUCACAAGGCUCUGGAAUCUAAAUCCAGACAACAUGGAGGCCUGCAAAUCAGACAGCAGGGAGUUCAUGCCGUCAUUAGAGGAUUUCUUUGAAGAAGCCAUCGAACAGGCCGAUCCAACGAACAUGGUGGAGGAAGAGUACAAAGUGGUGCGCAACUCAAACUACGGCUGGCGAGCCUUACGGCUGCUGUCCAGGAGAAGUCCUCACUUCUUCCAGCCCACCAACCAGCAGUUCAAAAGUCUAGCAGAGUAUCUGGAAAACAUGGUCAUCAAACUGGCCAAAGAGCUUCCUAAGGACCUCCCAUCCGAGGAGAUAAAAACAGGAGAGGAAGACGAUGAUGAGAAUGGAGAUAACCUGUUGAAAGAGAGCAAUGACAGUCCCAGCAUUCAGAGCAAAGGCGUGACCAAUAGUCAGAUGGAUGAGAUCGCCGCCAAGCUCGGAGCCCAGUGGAAGAUGCUGGCGGACCAUCUGGAAUUGAGCGAGAAGGAGAUCCGCGUGAUAGAGGCUGAUAGUGAGGAUGUGGAGCUGCAGGCAAAGAUGCUGUUGGUGGCCUGGCAGGACCGAGAAGGCUCACAUGCUACGAUGGAGAGCCUGGUGACAGCCCUCAAUGCGGCUGGCUUCAACAUCAUCACAGACGCCUUUAAUGAAACGUAACUGUGCUUAUUUCACAGCACCUCCUUCCUAUUUUGCAACUUGAUGACAUGGUUUAUGUUGUACUUCAAUGAACUGUGUUCUUCAGUGAUGUUCUUACUUUUUGAAAUAAAUGUCAAA